GGACGACAGAGACCGGGGAGUCCCGAAGAGAGCAGGCACCAGGGACCAUACUCGGACCUUGGACCCCCAGGUCACAUGCAACAUGGCCAGACCCCUUUCCCAGAGCCUAAAUAAGCAAAUGAGGAGGUGUCAAAGCAGUUGAGCCCUGGGGUGGGCUUGAAGCACACAGGCAGUGGUGCCUAGAAAGCAGCAUCCAACACCCCUGCUCCUACCUCCCAGAACACCCAAAGAACAGUAGCCACCAUGCAUCUUCCUGAGAGCCUGCAGGACCUGGCAGACAGUGAGGCUGUGCGCUUUCUGAGGAGACCAAAGAGCAUCUUGAGGAUCUGCGGAGGGGUCUUUUCCCUGGUCAUCUUUUCCUCUCUCCUAACUGAUGGUUACCAGAACAGGACAGAGUCUCCUCAGCUCCACUGCGUCCUCAACAGCAAUUAUGUGGCCUGUAGCUUCGCAGUUGGAGCUGGCUUCCUGUCCUUCCUCAGCUGCUUGGUCUUCCUUGCCCUAGACGCCCGUGAGAGCCGUAUCACAGGCACCCGCUUUAAGACAGCCUUCCAGCUCUUGGACUUCAUCCUAGCUGUCCUCUGGGCAGGUGUCUGGUUUGUGGCCUUCUGCUUCCUAGCCCGCCAGUGGCAGCAUUCGAAGUUCAAGCAUUUCCUCUUGGGGAACAGCAGCGCCAAGGCAGCCAUUGCCUUUGCUUUCUUCUCCGUCCCUGUCUGGAUAUUCCAGGCCUACCUGGCCUUCCAGGACCUCCGAGAUGAGGCUCCAGUCCCUUACAAGCGCUCCCUGGAUGAAGGUGGUGUGGUGCUGAACACUCUCUCCCCAUCAUCCACCACCAGCCCUGCCAAUCCUCCUACCACAGGCCCCAACAGUGUGAGUUACACCAGCUCAGCCCUGUCCCCCUAUCUGACUGCUUCAAAGGCCCCCCGCCUGGCCAUGAUGCCAGACAGCUAAACAGCCUUACCUACAUCAGUAAAGAGCUCUUCUCCCUCUGAGGAGUUUCUGAAUAACCCUGUCCUGUCUGUUCCUCUUAUUACUUGAGUGACAGGGGGAGGAGACCCACUGAAAGAGGUUACAAUUCUGUGCUACCCCCAAGUCCCAAUCACCUUGCUGACAGCAGGUUGAAAGUGUUGAUAGGCAGGAAGCCCUGCCAUCACCUGUACCCUGAGCCCACACUGGCCUUGAAGUGGAGGCACAAGGACCUCAUACUACACAGCUAAGGCUGAGGCUGAGAGAGAAAAGACCUUCCCCUCAGAGCACCAGGGAGAAACAGUAGCAUUAACCCAGCAGCCCAAGCUCUUUACCCCAUAAUACUCAACAGAGCCAUGUGUAUAUGGAGUCAGACAGGACACUGAGUCCAUGAUGAGAUUUAGACCUGUGUCUUCAAAUACAUUAAAUAUGGCCUGGGAAAAAGGCAAGUGUCUCUACUCUACACCCCCAGGAUCACCAGACUACAGACCUGCUAGGAGGGAUCAGGCAGGUGGCACCUUGUGCCAGAGUGACAGCCUUUAUCCACCACCCAGCUAUGGGGCUAAGGAUGCAGAAACUUGCUCAAGGCUACACUGAGAAAAAGAAAGUCAAUUUUAAUAUAUUUCAUUUAACUUAAUAUAUCCAAUGUGUUACUGUUUCAAUGUAUAGUCAAUAUGAAAAUUCAGCUUUUUUUCUUUGUAAAACAUGGUUUCACUGUGUAACGGAGGCUGGCCUGGAACUAUUUUCCAACCUCAGUACUGGGUUUACAGGCAGGAUGCCACCGUUCCCAGCAUUGAAAGUUACCAUUGUAGCAUUUGUCAUCAUUCUCACUAUGAAAAUCCACUGUGCGCCUUUCCUGACAAGACAGCUCACUUUGGAUCUGCUGUGUCAUGUGCUCGGUGGACAAGUGUCAUUGAUGGGCAACCCAUUGGUACUACCACUCUUGAUCCUUCUGGUGCUUGUCUAGAACAACUAAACAUCUUUUGUGUUGUUA
Molecule: messenger RNA, 1957 nt
Organism: Cricetulus griseus (Chinese hamster)
Lineage: Eukaryota; Metazoa; Chordata; Mammalia; Rodentia; Cricetidae
Source: RefSeq, a predicted model, not a curated record